AACGAUGAUUCACCGAUUACUACUCUUUUUCUCAAUUGUUCUAGUAUCAGUAUGUGCGGAUAACAUGACAUGGUCAGAGAAACAAGAAUACUGUAGAAUUGGAUCGAACGAUUUGAACACUUGUGAAACAUGUGUUGGCAAGGGCUCGAAUUGCUUCUGGUGUGGUGGAAAAACGAAAAGAUGUAUGCCAUUCGACUGGUACUAUCCAGACUGUAAUAUCAAGCAUGUCAAAUACAAUGUCUGCUGGGUGAGCACAUCAGCCGCCGCAAUCGUUAUUGCCAUCUGCGCUGGAAUCAUUGCUGUAAUUCUCAUUGCCUGCUUCUGUUAUUGCUGCUGCAAGUGCAAAGAAUACAACAGAAUCCACAAAAAAGCAAAAGCUCAGAAAUGGAAUGAGAAGAGAAUGACAGCUCAACAAGAGAUGGAUGAGAGACACAGUGUACGAUCCGAUCAGAGAAAAGCCGAAUUGGAAGCUUAUCGAAUGAAAUAUAAUAUUCCAGCAAAGGGAGAUGAUGGAAAAGUUUAAAUUUCCAUGUUUUUUUUAAAUUCUUGUAUUUGUAUUUCAUUUAUCCGGGUCAUUCAUUGUGUAGUUGAUUGUAUUUUAAUUGAAAAUAAAAUAGUUAACCACUCG
This is a messenger RNA of Caenorhabditis elegans, 628 nucleotides long. It is a transcript of the gene C37C3.12, whose product is annotated as Pituitary tumor-transforming gene 1 protein-interacting protein. NCBI's taxonomy places the organism in Eukaryota, Metazoa, Nematoda, Chromadorea, Rhabditida, Rhabditidae. The record is from RefSeq and is marked reviewed. The transcript is spliced from 2 exons. Bases 5 to 523 code for a protein of 172 amino acids.